Molecule: messenger RNA, 3584 nt
Organism: Pisolithus orientalis
Lineage: Eukaryota; Fungi; Basidiomycota; Agaricomycetes; Boletales; Pisolithaceae
Exons: 4
Coding region: 1-3432 (1143 amino acids)
Source: RefSeq, a predicted model, not a curated record
AUGGACCCUUCUGUCAACGUCUCUAACCCGGCUCAAGACUCCGAUACGGCGGCCAAACUGAGGUUUGAAUCAUUCAAGAUGGGCGGCAGUGCCCCCGCUCACACCCUCAGCAAACUCUCUCACAGACGAUCUCAUUCUCGAAACAACUCUAUUUCUCUGUCUAUCUCCACGUCUGUUCCCUCUGUUCCAGCGUUCGACUUCUCUUCAAGUACCCAUGUACCAUCUAACGUGGCCCAAACCAAACGCGGCUCCCACCACAAGCGCCGCUCCUCAGUCUCUACGCGCCGCGAGUCGGCAGAGUUGAUGGGCGUUUCUGUUCCGGACCUUCCGUCAGCGCACUCGGAUGACAACAUCAAUUUGGGUGACAGGGACUCUAUCCGUCGUCGCGCCCUCCUUGCACUCGAGGGAAAGCCUGAUCUCGCGUUCUCCAAGGUGGAAAUCCCAGACAUAACUUCCCCGGACGCAACCAAGACUUUUGAUUUCCCUACGAAAUCUGCCUUCCCUCCAACUUCCGCCAUCAACAACCUUGGCGUUACUGGUCUCAUGGGAAAGCGCGACUCUGGUAAGAUGUUUGUGUCCUCGGUUGCAAAGGAUCAGCUCCACACCCUCAUUGAGGAAGAAGAAGAGGAAGAGGAGUUAGAGGAGCAAAACGACACGUUUCCAGAACAGCCAAAGGAGACAUCCCCACCUGUCCAUUCAGUAGAGCAUGCUAAACCCUCCCGUCCACGCCCUACCAGCCUCAAUCUGCGUCCGCUCUCCCUCGUCAGCGGCAUUGCGGUAGUUACUUCCGGUGGCUUGCCGACUCCCUCAACUACUCCCAGCCCUCGCGCCGGUUUGAGAGCUCUUACGUUAUCGUCUGAUAUUACGACAAGCGAGACCGAUUCCAUAGCUCACCCGUCGGCCGUUCCCCGUUCAUUCAGCAGGAGGCACUCUCUGACCAACACGUCUAGCGUCAUCAAGCGGCGUAGCAGCAUUUCCUACAAGCGUUCGGUGGACUCGACACCACGGGAUGUGGUAACAUUGCCGUCGCCUGAAAUGACCCCCACAUCUGACCGUCACUUUUCUAUUUCGAGUGACCAAUCUCUUGCCGUCGAGAAGCCUCUUACAGUAGCGGAGCAGCAUUUUUUAUUUAGGUCUCACAACGUGCUCUUGACCCGCAUCACCGAACUGGAGCGUACCCUCCGCAAAAGAUCGUCCUUGUACUCCCCUCGCCCUCUUUCAUAUUCCUCAGAGGUUUCUGUGGGCUCUUCUGAGCCUAGCGACGAGAUGCUUCAGUUAAUCUCUGACUUGAAGGCUGAACGCGACGAGCUCAAGCGGGACGUAGACGGUUGGCGAAAGCGCGUUUCUGACGCUGACGAACGGGCGGGCGUGCUCGCCAAACGCAUUGAAGUUGAGAGGCGGGAUGCCUGGGUUGCACGUUCCCGCCUUGGUCUGCUCGAGGUUGAAAAAACGCAACUUGAAAAGGCGAUAGAAGACAAAAUUGCCGCUCUCGAUCUCUCUUUGGUUGAAAAGACAGCGCUGACACGCGAACGGGACGAACUCGAGGAAGAAGUCAAUAAACUCAAAGAGCGCCUACAGGAUGCUGAUGCGACAGUUGACGAAUGUGCGCAACUUCGUGCUGCUCUCGAACAAGAACGCGAACGCAGGCAAGAGUUAGAACACCUUUUGGACGAUGCUGGCCUUUUCAACGCGCCUGCGGUCCCUCGUCUCACGAAUGGUUUUGGAAUAAAGUCAAUCAUGCCCUCACGAUUCGGCGGUUCCCGUGAAUUCGGCUUCCAAUCCAUCGAUUCCGAAAGUUCCACCGAGGUCGAGUCGCUAGAUGACAGCUUUAUGAAGGCGGGUUCGACCUUGGACGUGGUUGCUGAAGAGGAUCUCUCCGAAGAAGAGGUGGAUGCCCUGGCUGGAUACGAAGACGAAGACGACUCAGAUCUCAGUUUCCAGAGUCCGGGUGGUUCAUCCGCUGGCUCGGCAGAGGAAAUGGUACUCAAAUUCGAUGUCGCGAGCGGGGGUGAGGCUGCCAAACCUCUCAACAACCCCGCUCACGGUCGCCACGCAACGCUUUCUAAGACGUGGACUUUCCCAAGAGGCCAUGCCAUUGUUCUAUCGGAGCAAAAGGAAGAUGUAGACCACUUCUUUGGUUGUCUGGACGACGUUGACAUGUCUCCCCACCUUGGUUCGGAAGAGAGGACGAAGGGCUUAUUUGCAUCUGCCUUCUGUCCUGCGGAUGACGAGGAUGAAAUGCCACCGUUCGUUUUGCCUGCUGACAUUGGCGUCGUGGUUGAACCGCCAGCUCCGGUGAGGAGCCUUGAUACGGUGCAUGAGGAUGAUGAGGAAGAUACAGACGACGAGUUUGUAGGCGAGGAAGUCGAAGGUGGUAUUCGCUUCAUCUUCAACCCACCUCCUACUAUUUGCAUCACCCCACCACAAAUUUGUGUUUCGCCGCCUACCACAACCAUAGCUCCAGUUGAGUCGGAAUCUCACUCAGUGCCAAGAAAACUUGUGCCCGUUUACGAAGAGCAGGAACCACCAAUUUCCCAAUUCCCUCCAGUUGAUGUUCGGGCCCUACCCGAGGCACCUGCUACUCCAUCUCCUGUGCAGCCCAGCGCUAGUUGCGAUAGCCGGCCCUCUAGCAGAACUACAAUGUCGCCGUCUUCGAUCCCGCGUGCAACUGUGCUUCGUUCAUUCACUCAGUCACCAUCAGCGCCGCUCACACCGUCAAAGCCGCCGACAGGUCGUUCGACACUAGCUGACCUCCCUAGGUGUUCGUUCAUCACUCCUCCAUCCAAGAAAGGAGGCAAUGUUUCAACCUUCAUACCGCAACCCAAACCUUUGCCGUCAGCUGUCGCACAGUCUACGCCGACAAAACCAAGAGCAUCCGUAGUCCGUACUGCAAAAGAUCUCUCCCGAAAUCCAAACGGUUCGACUAAGCCUCAGCCUAGAUUAUCCAUGAGUACGCUUAACUCAUUUUCUUCCUCUUGCGUUUCACAGCCAACGAUGUCUGGCGGCGCCACGCCGGAGGUGACCAGUUACGAGCCCAGUGGUGGUGAUCGUUAUCAUCAGCAGCAAAUUCCUUCAGUAUCGCUACCUUCUAUCAUGCCCUCUCCGCUUUCGGCACGAUUUUCAUUGCAGAAAUUACAAAAGCUGUCAAAUUUUAUACCUUUUUCGUGGACGCCAGGUGCGACUGCGAUCGCGUCGUGCAUCAUGUCCAGUAGCGGCUCACCCAGCCAAAAUCCGGACGGUUUCGAGUCAGUUCCUUUGAUGUCCUGUGCUGAAGACCAUGCGCAAUGCACUACCGAGCGAGGAUUUGUCUGCAGGGACAAGCAGUUGGAGAAGUUGAAGAGCAGAUUAAGUCAGGAAACCUUUACCGGGACUGGUUCCUGUUUCAUGGUGAGCGCCUGCAAGGGUUGCAGGGCAACCGAGGUUUCCUUGUAAUCGUACGUGCUUUUUUUCUUGCCCUUGGUUGUUAAUUGUGCUCAGCUUGUCGCGUAUCUUAGCCUAUGCAGUGCUGCUCCUGAUCCCGGCCCAUAUGACUUAUGCUUCUAUAAACAUUUUCAACAUGUUUUCCAGCGACUUCACUUCCAUCG